GGAAGUGGGGCCUUUAUAGCGCCGUCCCUGCCGCCGGCCCGGGCUCCCUUUUCGCCAGCCCGCGGCGGGACAGCCUCCCAAGAUGGCGGCCGAGGCGGAGUACGAGUCCAUCCUCUGCGUGAAGCCGGACAUCAGCGUCUACCGGAUCCCGCCGCGGGCCUCUAACCGGGCCUACAGGGCAUCAGACUGGAAGCUGGACCAGCCAGACUGGACGGGUCGCCUCCGCAUCACUUCCAAGGGGAAGGUGGCCUACAUCAAGCUGGAGGACAAAGUGUCCGGGGAGCUGUUUGCCCAGGCCCCAGUGGACCAAUACCCUGGCAUCGCCGUCGAGACCGUGACAGACUCCAGCCGCUACUUCGUCAUCCGGAUCCAGGACGGCACCGGCCGCAGCGCCUUCAUCGGCAUCGGCUUCAGCGACCGUGGCGACGCCUUCGACUUCAACGUCUCUCUGCAGGACCACUUCAAGUGGGUGAAGCAGGAGUCGGAGAUCUCCCGGGAAGCUGAGAAGCCCGACACCCACCCCAAGCUGGACCUGGGCUUCAAGGAGGGGGAGACCAUCAAGCUUAGUAUCGGGAACAUCACCACGAAGAAGGGGGGCCCCGCCAAGCCUCGGCCCGUGGGAGCCGGGGGUCUGAGCCUUCUGCCACCCCCGCCCGGGGGCAAGAUCUCCAUCCCGCCCCCUGCUUCCUCCGUGGCCAUCUGCAACCAUGUCACCCCACCCCCUGUCCAGACGUCCAGCCAGGGCGGGGGCGAGGCAGGUACACCAGCCGCCGGCUCCUGGGGGGAGACGGGUCAGAGGGACAUCCUGCUGGACCUCGAUGCUCCAGCCCCGUCCACCAAAGCUCCAGCCGCCAUUCCUGCAGCCCCGGACCUCUGGGGUGGCUUCAGCACAGCUGCCAGCCCUCUUCCCAGUCAGGCACCUGAACCGUCCGGCUGGGUCCAGUUCUGAGCUGCGGCCGGGGCAGCUGGGAUCUGACGUCGUGACCAAGAGGCUCUGCCAGCCAGUGCUGGGGAGGGAGAGAGAGCCGCCCGCUCCCCCGUCCCUCGCCCCCUCCAGACCCGGGACCACCAUUUUACCAGCUUGUCUGUCUGUCCAAGCAUCUCCCCCUGCGUCCAGCGUCUCUCCCCACCGCCCUGGGGCCCCGUGUGGGUGGGGUCCAGGGUGGGGGCACAAUCAGUCAUCUCUACCCCUCCCCCAUCCUCCAUUGUUUCCGUAAUUUAUUCCUGGAUUCUUUUUGGACUCCACAGAGCUUGGGGUGGGACCUGACCUCAGACUGGGUAUGUCAGGGCUGAGGUGCCACUGCCCUCCCUCAGACCCCCUUUCUGAGCAGGUCCAGGCUCUGAGGCUACAGAUUCCAGUGGGGCAAAGGGGCAUCCUUGGCCCCGCCUUGAUCUGGGGACUGAACCUCUCCCCUUCUAUGUUUACAGACCCAGCCCUGUCCUCAUCCAGCAAGGAGGUUCAGUCCCAAGCCUCCCGCUCUUCUUCUAUCCCCUUUACGUCCCCAAUCCGCCUCUGUGUCCUGAGGGUCACAAGGGGUAUGGAAGCCCCAGUGGCUUAGCAUUUCUCCAGCCCUGCCCCCCACCCCCGUUGCUACACAGGAUUCUCCAGUGUGUCAUUCUGCGGUUGGGGGCUGUCGCAGAGAGCGCUCCUGGCUCUGAAAUGGCGACGGAGGUGUCCUUAUCCCCCAGCUUGGCUGGCUGGUCAUUUUUCCCUCAGCCCAGGCAACUCCUGUUCUCCCUGGUGUCCCUCUGAGCAAAGUCUGAGCCCCCCCCACACAAGAUGCUGACAAACAAGUUCCCGUUCUCUGCCCACUCAGCUGCCAGUGACACUGGGUCUGUUCCUGGUGGUGCCGCCCUGCCUGCCUCUGCCCACCCCCAGAAACACUACAGCCAGAAGCUCCCCGUUCCCUCAUUUCCCACCCCCCGUGUUCUGUCUUCAAGUCCACACCCCCCCCACCCCCAGAUGAUAAUAUAUUCUGUAUUGGAACUGCUGCAACAGGGACAAUGAAGUCAAAUAUCUGUAUAUAAAGCAUAAGCUGUAUUGGUGCAAUAAAGUCAAUGAAGCCGAGAGAAAA
Molecule: messenger RNA, 2075 nt
Organism: Ornithorhynchus anatinus (platypus)
Lineage: Eukaryota; Metazoa; Chordata; Mammalia; Monotremata; Ornithorhynchidae
Gene: NECAP1
Product: NECAP endocytosis associated 1
Exons: 8
Coding region: 83-949 (288 amino acids)
Biological process (GO): endocytosis
Cellular component (GO): clathrin vesicle coat; membrane
Source: RefSeq, a predicted model, not a curated record